AGUGGCGGCGGAUUAUGACUCUACGCAGCACUAGGAUGAAAACAUGAAUAGCGACUUUGCGAACGGUGAUCUUUCGGCAUCAGCAUCGGUGUGUUGUUGCAGUCGCUUUGGGCUGAGCGGGGCCCAUUGCUUCGAUUGGGAAGCGGCUCUCCAUCCUUCAUCCUCCCCUCCUUUCUCCUUCCUCCUCUCUUCCUCCGCUUAUACCCAUACCCCCGACCCUUCACUUCACACCUCGGGUCCAUCGCGGCAACGGGGAAUUCAAAUUCGAGAAAGAACACAUUGACGCGCCGACAAUGCAGCGCGCAUUCAUCUCGGAGCUGGUUCGGCGGAACCAAUACAACCUCCGCACGCUGCGGCAGGCCCCGCUCGCCGAGAUCUCGGGCGCUCUCGGCGAUCUGGGAACUCUGCUCCCGCUCAUGAUCGCCCUCGCCCUGCAAGGCUCUAUUGACCUGCCGUCGACGCUGAUAUUCUCUGGCCUCUUCAACAUGGUCACGGGCGCUGUCUUUGCCAUUCCGCUCCCUGUACAGCCCAUGAAGGCCAUAGCAGCAUCCGCCAUCUCGACACACCUCUCUCUUCGGACAACGACGGCGGCGGGCGCGCUCGUCUCCGUCGCCGUCCUCGUCCUCAGCAUCAGCGGCGCCCUCCGCCUGCUCACCGCCCGCAUACCCGUCCCCGUCGUCAAGGGCAUCCAGCUGGGCGCGGCCCUGCGCCUGGUCACCUCGGGCGCCUCCCUGAUCCUCCCACUCCCCUGGCUCGCGCCGGCCGCCCCGCUCGACAGCCGCCUCGCCGUCCUCGCCGCCUUCCUCCUCCUCUUCCUCACCCAGCGCGCCCCGCGCUUCCCUUACGCCCUGAUCCUCUUCCUCUUCGGCCUGCUCGCCGCCCUCUCUGCUGCCGAGCCGCCCGCCGCACUGGUUUCCACUCACCACCAGCAGGACCAGCACCAGCAGGACCGGCACCAGCACCCCGGCCCGCUGCGCUUCUACCUCCCGGGCUUUGCCUCCCCCGCGGCGUGGACGGCCGCCCUGUCGCAGCUCCCGCUGACGACGCUCAACUCGGUCGUGGCGGUCUCGGCGCUCGCCGCCGACCUCGUCGCCGCGUCAUCAUCGACCACCGGAACACCGCGAACGCCGCCGCCGCCGGCGGGCGUGACGGCGCUCGGGCUGUCGGUCGCGGCCAUGAACCUGGUCGGGUGCUGGGCCGGCGCCAUGCCCGUGUGCCACGGCGCGGGCGGGCUGGCGGCGCAGGUCCGGUUCGGCGCCCGCAGCGGCGCGAGCGUCGUCCUGCUUGGGCUCGCCAAGCUCGCGCUCGGCCUGGUGGCUGCCCUCUCCGGUCCCUCUUCUUCUUCUUCUUCUUCUUCUUCUUCUUCUUCUUCUUCUUCUUCUUCUUCUUCGGCGGAGAGCGGCGUCGUCGGCGUGCUGCAGCGGUUUCCGAGGGGCGCGCUCGGAGUCAUGGUCGUCGCGGCCGGGCUGGAGCUGGGCAAGGUUGGGGCCGGGUUCGACCGGGUCUGGCGGGCGGGCGACGAGGACGGGGACGGGGCGGCGGCGGCGGCGGUGGUGGAAGAGAGGAGAGGGAAGGAGAGGGAGGAGAGAUGGAUGGUCAUGAUGGUCACGGCGGCGGGCACUCUGGCGUUCAAGAAUGACGCCGUUGGGUUCCUGGCGGGGUGCUGCUGUCAUGCCGCGUACAAGAUUGCCGACUGGACGGGGCGGAGGCGGGUUUGGGAGGUAGCAGGAGAGAGGAGGCCGUUGUUAUGGUAAAACACAAAGCGGCGGAACUUGUCAC
Molecule: messenger RNA, 1779 nt
Organism: Thermothelomyces thermophilus ATCC 42464
Lineage: Eukaryota; Fungi; Ascomycota; Sordariomycetes; Sordariales; Chaetomiaceae
Exons: 2
Coding region: 294-1754 (486 amino acids)
Biological process (GO): molybdate ion transport
Molecular function (GO): molybdate ion transmembrane transporter activity
Source: RefSeq, a predicted model, not a curated record